Mobula hypostoma (lesser devil ray) is the source of this 7246-nucleotide messenger RNA. RefSeq names its product F-actin-monooxygenase mical1-like. The record is from RefSeq and is a predicted model, not a curated record. Gene Ontology annotation, molecular function: protein binding. NCBI's taxonomy places the organism in Eukaryota, Metazoa, Chordata, Chondrichthyes, Myliobatiformes, Myliobatidae. The transcript has 29 exons. The coding region runs from base 159 to 4703 and encodes 1514 amino acids.
CCCAUGCUGGGUAUAACAGCAAACAAUAAUCUACUGACGGCAGCAUCUGCAGUCAGGGAUCGCUGAAGUCUGGCAGCUGACAGACAGAAAGACGUUUCAGAUGCACUGACUUGAAAAUACUGGGAAUUUUUAAGCCUUGAGGAAGGAUAUUUCCCACAAUGGAGAAUGAAGCUCACAGUCUCUUUGAUAAGUUCCUGCAAGGAAAGACCUGUAAGGAGACGCUGAGUGUCUUCCAGGAGUUGUGCAGCUUUCUGCGCCUGGAUCCCAGGGACCAUCGCAGCUUCUACCACAAGCUGAAAGGCAACCUCAAUUACUGGAAGGCCAAAGCCUUAUGGGUUAAGCUGGAUAAACGAGCAGCACAUCAGGAUUACGAAAGAGGCGAGUCAUGUGUCAACACAAAGUGUUUGGUCCUAGGGUCUGGCCCGUGUGGUCUCCGAACUGCCAUUGAGCUUGCAUUUCUUGGGGCCAAAGUGAUUAUCAUCGAGAAAAGAGGUGAUUUUUUGCGGAACAAUGUACUACAUCUAUGGCCAUUCACCAUCCACGACCUGCGAGCUCUUGGAGCCAAGAAGUUUUAUGGAAAAUUCUGCUCUGGUUCACUUGACCACAUUAGUAUCCGACAACUGCAGCUAAUUCUUCUAAAAGUGGCCCUCAUCCUGGGUGUGGAGAUCCAUGUAAAUGUGGAAUUUAAAGGAUUAAUUGAACCUGCAGAAGACAAAGGGACGGGAUGGCAAGCUCGUCUUCACCCAGCUGGUCACCCAGUGUCUGAUUAUGAGUUUGAUGUGUUUGUCUCUGCUGGUGGAGGCAGAUAUGUUCCUGAAGGAUUCAAGAAGAAAGAAAUGAGAGGAAAAUUGGCAAUUGGAAUCACGGCCAAUUUUGUUAACAACCACAGCACAGCGGAAGCUAAAGUCCAGGAGAUUAGUGGAGUUGCCUACCUCUACAACCAGAAGUUUUUCCAACAGCUCUACAAGGAAACAGGCAUUGAUCUGGAAAACAUCGUCUAUUAUAAGGAUGAUACUCAUUAUUUUGUGAUGACUGCAAGAAAAAAGAGCCUGCUGAAAUAUGGAGUCAUUCAUGAGGACAAGCAGGAUGCGGAUUCUCUGCUCUCAGCAGACAAUGUUGAUUCUGACUCCCUCCUACGCUAUGCUCGUGAUGCUGCGAAUUUCAGUACCAAGCACCAGCUGCCAAACUUAGAAUUUGCCACAAAUCACCAGGGAAAGCCGGAUGUUGCCAUGUUCGAUUUCACCUGCAUGUACAGGUCAGAAUACUCUGCGCUGGUCAAGGAACGGCAUGGACGCCGGUUGCUGAUUGCCUUGGUGGGAGAUUGUCUGGUGGAGCCUUUCUGGCCUCUAGGGACUGGAAUUGCACGUGGGUUCCUCGCAGCCUUUGAUGCUGCAUGGUUAGUGCGCAAGUGGAGCAAAGGGAUUGCCGCUUUGGAGCUCCUGGCUGAGAGGGAGAGUAUCUAUCAACUGCUGUCUCAGACGACCCCUGGAAACACAAGCAAGAACAUUAGUCAAUACAGCAUUGACCCACUUACUCGAUAUCCCCAUAUCAACCUCAGCUAUUUCAAACCUAACCAGGUGCAACAUUUGUAUGAUACAGGGCAAACCAUAGAUAGAGAGAACACGACCAGCCAGCCAAAGGGGAAAAUGCAUCGAAAUGAUUCUGUUGCAGAAUAUGAGGAGCUCCUACACUGGUUCCAAGUACACACAGAAGGGUACAAGAAUGUAAAGAUUGUUGACCUGACAACGUCGUGGAAGAGUGGCCUGGCAUUGUGUGCACUCAUUCAUCAUUUUCGCCCCGACCUUAUUGACUUUGAGAGUUUGAAAGAAGAAUCUGUGGCAGAAAACAACCAACUAGCGUUCAACAUUGCAGAAAAGGAGUUUGGAAUCUCACCGAUAAUGACAGGGAGAGAGAUGGCUAUUCUCACUAAUCCUGACAAACUCAGCAUGAUCAUGUACCUGACCCAGUUCAAUGAAUUCUUCAGGAAUUUAUCCCCAGAGAAACAAGGCUUUAGGAAAAAGGCAGCAAUGACUCUGGCAUCUGCAAAGUCAGCACUCAUGUUCCUCAAUACACUCCGUAAAAAUGUGGCCAGCAAACGAAACUCUAAGGAAAUAGCAGAUUUUGACAAUGAGUCUGAGAAAAAGCGACAAAAGGCAGAGGCUGAACAAGAGACAUUACCAACAGAAGAUGCAAAUAAGUCCCUGGUUGGGGAAAAAGCAGUGGAUUCACCGUUGAUUGAGGACAACAAGGAAGAAAAUGAGCAUCCAAAGGAAUCUAUUGAAACAACUGAUGAAGUUAAAAGACAGGUGGAAAGCCCCAGCAGCAGUGAGGUCUGCUACCUGUGUAAGAAACGGGUCUACGUGGUGGAACGCUUCAGUGUUGAGGGCCACUUCUUCCACCGCAGCUGCUUCUCCUGUCACCAGUGUGGUACCACCCUGCGCCUCGGAAGCUACGCCCUUGAUAGCAGAAAUGGCAAGUUCUAUUGCAGUGUUCACUACACCAGUUCCGAAGAGAGAAUUGAGGAUGAAUCAGAUUCUACUGCAAAUAAAGAUGCUGUGGAUGGGCAAAUGGAGUGGUGCAGUACUUUGGAGAAGAUUGAAGAUCACAUGCCAACAGUGGAUAAAACUGAAGAGACUGGCUUUGAUAAAGACCAGGAAAAGAAGCUGACGGAAGGCAAUGAUCAACAUGAUGAGGACACAGAAUCAGCAGGAAAAUAUGUAGAGGAAGAUAUAAAUGAAGGUCUUCAUGAUUUGGGAGAAAUUAUAAAGCCAGGGGAUGAAGAAAACAAACUCAAAGAAAAAGGUCCUUUUGAAAGUACAGAACAUAGCAGAGUGCCUGUCAUGAGGCAUCUUCCGUCACCUGGCAGGAACCCAUCACAAAUCAUGGAUCAGGUACAGACAUUUAGCGCUCAAUCUAUGGUAGACCACCAGAGGUCCAACCGUGAACCCAGUAGUAACUCCAAUCUUGCAGCAGGAUCUGGAAGAAGUUCCACGGAUUAUAAAAAUAAUGUUGAACCAGCUAAUGCAGAAGAUGAACAGCAUGGUGAAGCAUGUUAUACUCCAUCAGCUACCCAGUCUACAGUUACAUCACAUCUCAAUGGCACAAACAACAUCCUGACUUCUUUUGAACCUGUACUUGAUGACAAUGCUAGGCCAGCUGGUAAUAAAAUUAAAAUUAAUGCUGAUAUCUCCAAGACAACUUCUGGUAAGAAUAUCCAAGCAAAUCCUGAGUUCCCCGAGUCUUCACCUUCAUAUCCUGGCAAACCCUUGCACAUGGGCAAUGCCAACAGGGCAAUAGACACCAUCAGCUGUAAGGAUGCUUCCACAAAUGAACACCAGAGUUGUACAACUUCUCCUGAUGUUAAUAGUAUAAGCAUUAAAAUUAGCGUAGACAACAGUGAAAGGGAAUCUGAGUCUCAGAGUCUUCCAACAGAACCAUCUUCAGUGAACAAUGACUUCAAACUGGCCAUGGAAGAGGAGAAAAACAAUAACACAGUCCCAAAGAAGAAACUGGCUCUUUCAUCAAGCAUAAGGCGCAAACUGGCCAGACUUAGUAUAACUUCAGAAUCUGACUCAGAAGGUCAGGAUGAUGACCUGCCACACAAUGAACUCUUUCCAUCAAUUUGCAUCAGUACAGAAAUCCAAGACUCGGGUCAGGAACGGGAGACACCAAGUAACUCCUCAUCUGCACUGAUGACAGGAAACAGCUCCAAAAUUGAAGAGCAAGAAAGAAGUCAGGCUUGUUGGGAGAUGUCACGUCCAAUCUUAAAGGACAAAUCUUGUCCAAAUACAAAUCAGCCAUUGUGUGCCAUCAACCAAUUAGAAGUGCCAAAGGAUAAAACCACAGGCAAAUUAAUACAAGAAGAGAAACCAAACGAGAAAGACUCAGGUUCUGAGACAUCAAAGUUUAAGUUGCCUAAUUUUUCCAAAGUGUUUUCUCGUAAAUUUAAAGAAGAGAAGAAAAGUAAAGAGCCUAUAAGUGCUACUCAGUUGCCAAAAGCAGAGAUAUCAGUAGCUCAAGUAUCUUCUGUGUCCCAAGAGGAAGUGAAAUCUUGCAGUUUGAAUGAUGAGGAACUGGAUGAAGAUGAAGAGGAGUCUUUAAGUGAAGAUGAAUCAGAUUACUGCCCUGAGCCACCAGUCAAAACUAAGCCAAGUCCUGAAGAGAUGGCUGCUCGGCGGGAUACAUUGCGAAAGAGAACUAUUGAACGCCGUGCAAAACAGGAAGAAAUGGCACGGCUUUUGAAAGCACAGAUGAUUCAGAGACGGUUGGAAGAGAUUGAACAGAUGUACCUUGAACUGGAGCAGAAAGGGAUUCGUCUGGAGGAGGAAAUGCGCAAAGGUACAGGAGACCAAGUGGGGAUGAUGCAGUCCUGGUUCACUCUGGUGCAGGAUAAGAACAAGCUCUUAAAUGAGGAGUCUGAGCUGAUGAUCAGUGGCCGCGAGCUGGAAUUGCAGGAUCAGAAGAGCAGACUGGAACAGGAACUGAGAGUGUAUAUGAAUAAGGAUCCAUCAAAGAAGUCAAAGGAGGACCAUCUUGAAGAGGAGAGGCUUUUCAAGGAGAUGAUUGAGGUGGUGAAGAUGAGGGACAAGUUGGUGACAUUCUUGGAGGAGCAGAGACUCCAGGAGCAGGAGCCACACGCCGUCUUUGUUCCAGGAGCUGCAGCCAGAGAUCUCUCCACCAGUUCCUCCAUUGCCUGGACAUGAUCACUCUUCAGCCUCAGAUGGGAGUGAUGUUCCAAGACAAAGCCAUGCCUCUGAAUAUCCAUGAAAGGACACCUCGGCUUCCAUAAUUAUUGAAAGAAAUUUUAAGCAACGUAUUUUGAGAAAUUAUUUUUUAAGAGUGCUCCUCAAUAAUUUUUCCUUUUUAUUAAAAUCAUGGUUUUAUUUCCCCUCACUGAACCACAGACAUUUCUAGCAUCAGCAUUGGCUCUAGGUCCCUCUUAUCAUCUACUCUUUCCAGUGCAGUGAAGGGUCGUGGGAACUUGAACCCAACAAGAUAAGUGCUGUCUUCUAAAUUAUUGCAAACUAUUUUUUCUUUAUGUAUAAAUUAUGUUUGAGGUAAUGUAGUGCACUGCAUCUGCCUUACCAGGUGAUGCUGUGAGCCUGUUCACACACAACCCAGAGAAUGUGAUCGCCAUGUUUUCACAGUGUGGGUCAAACCCGUUCAUGUUCUAACCUACUUUGAGGAUGAAUUUAGCACUCCAGAACUUUAUUCAGAUGAGUCUGCUCCCUUCCCCCACACAAAACAUCCCACACAGCUCUUGAAGAGGAGUAGAAAGUUAUCCUCAACAUUCUGGCCAACGGUUUGCUUUUAUUUCCAGCAUCUACAGUUUUUCUUUGUUUUUUGGUUAAACUGUAAAUCAAUACUAUAAAAUCAAAGUGCUUGAAACACAGCAAGACAAGCUGCAUCGGUAGAAAGAGAAACAAAAUUAACAUCAGUGUGAGAUUAACCGUCAGGAUUGGGAGUUUUCUCCCAACUUCUCUGCUACUGAGAACUAAACUUGUUUACUCUUUCCAGGUUCUUAGACUUGAAAUAUAAACUGUUUCUCUUUUCAAAAAUAUUUGCUGGCUUAUUUUUCUAUUUUUAUUUCAGAUUUCCAUUAACUGUGGUUUUUUAAUUUCAAUUUGCUCUUAAAUCCAUUCUGCUAGUUUGACUAUUUUGCCAUCAGGAAUAACUACUUCGUCUUUACCUUGUCUCGGAAUCCCGUAAUUUCAAAUAUAUUUAUUAAAACUACAAAAUAUUUAAUGCUCUAAUCAAAACAACUCCAGCCUAGCUAGUCUUUUCACAUGGCUGUAAACAACAUGAUCUUAAAUCUCUAGACCUUCUCCAAUGACAUCACGUCAGUAAUGUGACCAGCACUGUACCCAGUAUUACUAAGUUCUUGAAUAUGAGAGAGAUAGGGUGCCUAAGACUUUUGUAUAGUACUGUAGUAAUUUUAUAUAUUGCACUGUACUGCCACAAAAAAAGUUCAUGACUGAAGUGAGUUAUGAUAAACCUGAUUCCAAUAUGGGUCUCAAUUGUGGACUGAGAGUUGUUAGGGGGCAGGAAGUACCAGAGACAUGUUCUGUAAUUAUUAAUCAACCAAUUGUUUGGAAUCAAAUUACCUUGCCUGGUGUCUCAGAGCUGGGUGUGUCUGCACCCGUGCCACUCCCACCCCCUGCCCUGACAUUCCUGCUCUGCUACGUGUCCCACACCCCACUCCACACUAAUUAUUCCCAAUAUCCUUUCCUCCCACCAGAUUUACAAACUCGCUCUCCACUCCACGUUGACAAAUAUGGUACUGUGCAAAAGUCUUGUGCAUCCUAGCUGUGUGUUUGCUGUCCCCAGAUUUGUUCAUUCAUUUCAUUGAAUUCUAUUUAUUUAUUAUAAUUUCCCCCGUGUGACCAGCUUGAUGCUACCUUCCAACGGCUUAAACUUCCUCAAUUUCCCACCAGCAACAUUAGAAGAAACAUCUCUUACAGUAGCUCAAAGUUCUCGCCCUCAGCCAAAACAGAAAGGGAAACCAAUCCCAUUAUUACACUCACAUCAACAUUAACCCCAAUAAUCCUGUAGAACCCUUGGCUACUGUGCCCCACCUCACAGGUUUGAUUUGUGGGUUCAGUGUAUGGAGAACUGCGGCCUAGAACUUCCAGUGCAUCCAAAAGCUUACAUUGCAUAUGCUCAUUGGAGCAGGGCACCACGCUGGUAGCUGACCCCAUUGCCACGCAUGGGUGAGUCCGAAAGGGCAUUGACCAUUUUCUUAGCUGAAAAGAUGCUGCCUGGUUGCCUGUCUGAGUUGGUUCUCAUUCUAGGGGAUUGGCACAGGCCAGAUUGGUCGAUGUAGUGGUCAGGGAUGGGAUAGAGAAAGGAGGCCUACAGGUAAAGAGGCAACAGAGCCCUUGUCCCAUUGAGGUGUUUUCAGGACUUGGUGAGAUGAGCAGGACCUUUAGAAAUAAGGGCUUCACAAAGCAGGUGACCCAGGCCAGUACUGUGGUGGGAAUUUCUGUGUUAUUCUUGGAGAAAAGAUGAGUUGGUGUGGUGGGAGGGUCAGGAAUUAUGUGAAAGAAGCAUCACACAGGGAACAAUGUCAUUCUGUGCGCAUGAUGUGGUUUGUAAGGGCAACUUAAUCCUGAAAGUAACUCCCCUCCCCACUCCCACCUCCUCACCCCCAACCAGAAAUGGUCAUCAUUGCAUUUCACUCCGGAAAAGGACUUUAUUUUUGAAUUGUAUAAUGUUGAAAACAUUUGAAUUAAAAGCGCAGAAAUAA